Strongylocentrotus purpuratus (purple sea urchin) is the source of this 1673-nucleotide messenger RNA. It is a transcript of the gene c1d, whose product is annotated as nuclear nucleic acid-binding protein C1D. The transcript is spliced from 6 exons. Gene Ontology annotation, biological process: regulation of gene expression; maturation of 5.8S rRNA. Bases 81 to 515 code for a protein of 144 amino acids. Gene Ontology annotation, cellular component: exosome (RNase complex); nucleolus. The record is from RefSeq and is a predicted model, not a curated record. Gene Ontology annotation, molecular function: RNA binding; DNA binding. NCBI's taxonomy places the organism in Eukaryota, Metazoa, Echinodermata, Echinoidea, Camarodonta, Strongylocentrotidae.
UGAAUAUUCAAAUUGCAAAUUGUCAGCGUUGUGGAGAGGACGAAGUUAAAUUCUACUUAAUAUUUUCACAUUGGGACAUCAUGGCGGCCCCAAAAGAGAUAGCAAAGAACUUGGAAGACUUUAAAGCAGCUCUGUGUGAAGUAGAGAAUGUAUUCGAGCCAAUGAAUUCUGUCAGCUUAGCCGAUAUCAAUGGAAAGCUGGAUUCAUUGGACAAGGCCAAAUUACAACUCACCUUUGCCUAUUCCAUCAAUUCCUUCUUCUGGAUGUAUCUGUGCACACAAGGCGUUGAUCCAAGGAAUCAUCCUAUCAAACAGGAAUUAGGCAGAAUACAGAAAUACAUGUCAAGGGUAAAGGAUAUUGCUGAUAAAAAGAAAGCUGCCAAACUGGAUAAGGGUGCAGCCAAGAGGUUCAUCAAGAAUGCUCUGUGGGAAAAUGAAGCUGGUAAAGAUAAGUCUCAAGCAACAAAGAGGAAAGUAGAGGAUGAACCAGCAGGCCCAUCUAAGAAAUCAAGAUGACCAUUGUCAUGUGGAUUAAAGACUCUAAAAGACACGGAUGGUUGAGAUCGACUUGCUUCCAGAGAUACACUGCAAACUGUCACUUUUUGUAUGGACCAUGGAGCAGAGGAAUAUCUCGAAGCUUCAGUGAUUCAGCAGCUGAGAAUCUUGGAAGAGACCAUAUUUUACAAUGAGCGACCAACAUGGGAGUAUAUGUCUCUACAAAUAUUUCAACGUGAUGAAAGAAAUGUUGACAUGAACCUGAUAUGUUGCAGCCUCUGAAGAUAUCUUUACAACUUUAAAACUGACAUUUACCCAUUGGAGGUUAUCUAUGUUUUGUAUUAUGUGCAGUUUAAAUGGGUUUACCGUAGAUAUUUUCUCAGGCUUCAACUUAACUGAUUAAACAAUGACGUAAGUGCCUAAUGUUUCAAAAUUGAUAAACAAAAGCAUUUUUCUUGUAAACACGCUGAAAAGUUUAAAGUUUUGGUUUAUUAUCUUUAGAAAUGAUUUAUUUGUGGAUUUUAACCUUUCCUGUUAGUAUACUACUUCAAACAGGUUUUAUCUUCUGAAAUCUUUCCUAUUUUCCUCUAUUGCUCUCUGUCUCCCUCUCCCCUAACCCUAUCUCUCUCUCUCUCUCUUCUCCUAUCUCUCUCUCUCUCUAUGGAGUUCUUGUAAAUUAUUAUAUCGAUGUCGUAUCUCUUGCUAAUUUCUGUAUAAUCCUCCUUUCUAUCACAUGCUUUUCUUCCAUUUUAAAUUCAUCCUUUUUCUAUUUCACCCUACAUACUCGGAAGAGAACCAAAUUGUGAUAUAAUCUGUGGAAUUUGACCUCAUAAUCUCUACCCUUCUUAUUUAGAGUCAAAGUGGGAUAUGAAAUGAAUUAUUUUAUUUUGUUGAUUGACUUUGUGGUCAAACCAAGGAGUUAUUGGGCCUAAUAAUAACUCCUUGAACAAACAAGUAGUAAUAACUACAGUCACAUGCUAUUUUAUGAAACUGCUUCAAUAUGAAACCUUUUAAUGUGGAAAUGACAAGUGGGGUGGGGGUGGGGUAGAAUAAGGUACAAUGUACUUUGGUUUCGUCAGUGUUAUCUUUGUUGCAUGGUUAUAAUUCAAGAUAGACUAUGCUACAAAUCCCAUUAAAUUUAUUACAUAAAAUGGCAUUUGUUUCUUGAAUGGCUGAUUA